UGUGUAAUAAUAAUGAUAAAAUUCGCGUCGCUUGUUUCCGGCCGUGGCGAGGCGACAAUGGCGGCGGGCGGCAGCGGCGGAGGCCUCGCGGCGGCGGCGGCGUCUUGGAGGCCGCCGCGGAGUUGCGAAAUGUACCGAGCCGAGCUGAGACUCUGCAAGAGCCUGAGCAACCGGUUCCACCAUGUGUACGUGUACGGGGAGACGCCGAACUGCAGUCACUGGGGACGAGACCUGGACCUGUGUCGCGAGUGGGAGACGACCGGCAACGAGCGGGCCAAGGAAGCGUUGCGGGCAAAUGAACGGGACCGAGUUGCCGAGCAGCGCAAACACCCGCCCGUGUGGAAGCUGCGAAGCAGACCUCCCGUGGAUUGGCAUCUCCCGCUGGCCGAUGAGCCUGCCGACAAGUAGACCAGCAGUGGCAGACCACGAUGCUGCCUGGCCGGGGUGACGUGCCAAGUACUUGGGAGGCUGCGCGUCUCCACUGCCGGUCUCCCCGCUGCUGUGCAUUGUACGUCCCUGUACGUUGUCACAAAACUCCGGUUGUACAGCUGUGACAGUGGCACUUAAGUCUACAGAACAAACACUUUCGGCAGUGUUUCCCGUGAUGUCUACCUCUCGCGCAUCAUCAAUGUUGCCGUCCGGUGUUGGGUGGUUUAAACACCCAUUGUCCACUUUUCCAUUUUGGUGUCACCAAAUUUUCACAGUCAGGGAAAUCUAUUGCAGCAUUGCCCAGAGUCUGUUUGCCUAUGAACAUGCAAUCGCCUCCAUAAAAGUUUUAUACGGUGAAAUAUUCUACUGCUGGAUGGGUGGCCUGGAUCACAGGGUGCUUACGUAGCUGAGAGGAGGUCGAAGCCCCGUGCGUGGAUAACUAGCUGGGUACUCGUGCAUCUGUGUGAUUAGUCGGCUGGUUCAGUUGCUUCGUCGGCUGGUUCAUUGGUCUGGUCGGCUGUUGGAGUGAGUGGCUGGGUGACUUGGCUGAUUUGGCGAGUGGCCCGUCCCUCUUUUGAGAGGGUGCUUCUCCACGUGGGUAUGCACGGGUACUGGUGAGUCCACGCUCUCCACGCUCGCGUGAUGGUCCACACUCUCCGCCGCCUGUUGCUGCUGUUGCGUCUUGAGCCAGGCCAGCUCGCUCUCCUAAACACGGCGGGGGCAGAGGCGAGAACCACAGUGGCUCGAGGAGUGGUGUAGCUGUCGACCAUCGAGUGUGCGGACAAUGCAACUGCACAAAAGACCCACGAGGCGAAACAGCAUAGGCGCCGGGCUCGGAAGAGAUGGGGGUGAAAAUGGGCUGGGACACCACAUUUCGUUUCCUGCACCAGGACCGUUGCCAAUCACGCGACGCCACUGCUGGCAUGGCGCACACAAACUGCGGCUGGGAGUUUCUGUAGGUAAAAUGUUUCGAAUGUGAGCACAAUAAAUUAUCAAAACUGGUAUGCUCUCUUGAGUAAUGUUGAAGUUUGUUGCAUUCAGACCUGUUACUGUAUACACAGGGUAGAAUGUAACCUACUUGCUCUACAUGGUACCGAUCUGAGUUUUUAUGAGAGAAGUAAUUUUAUGCUUGAAUGAGCAUUGAACUGAUGCUCAAUGCUCAUUCAAGCCGGUAGACUGUGGCCGUGGAGAGUCACAAACUUCCCUAAUUGGGAAAUGCACAGCAAUUGUCGAUCCCCAACUGGGAAAACUUAAUUGGGACCCUUCUGAAUAAAGAGUGUUGCCACUCAGUGAGGCUUUCCUGGGUAAACAAGCCCAAAUAAAAUAAUAUUUACCAAAGAGGAAGGCGUUUAAGACGUGUAUCCAUCCUCAUCGUAAGCCACCAAGUGACGACUGAAAAGAAAACCACCGAGUUUAUUACAGUCUUGAUUAUUGAUAGGUGCCUGUAAUCUAGAGCUGUGGUCACAAUGAACCGUGGCGACGGUGGAACUGCCAGUGUGAUCCGCGACUUACCUGCUUGGCGCACUGCUCCUUGAGCUGCGUCACCUUGUCCUCCAGCACCGCGUUCUCCUUCUUGAGCUUGCGCACCUUCCGCUGUGCCUGGAUCUUCACUGACAUCACGAUGCCUGUCGCCCCGGCACGUCGCGCGCACACACACACACACGCGCACGCGCGUGUUUUAGGGAAUUUAGGUCCCGCUCGCACCCGCUCGAUUUGGCCAGCGGUUGGCAGGCGUUAGCAGUGUGACGGUGCGAUUCAAGGAAUGUUUUUUUUCUCUCUCAUUGUUCCGUGAGUUUGGUUUUGUACUUAUUUGACAAAUGGAUUUGUUGGGGCGGUGACACUGUGGAAUUUCAUUUGGUCUUUGCUAAAGCAUGCGAGUCGACAGGGCUUUAUAAUACAGACAUGCCAAUUGAAUGCCUCUAAUUAGAAAUAAAUGGAACAGCUGGACCAUUGCCAGCUACCUUGGAGAACAAUCAGCAGGGUGAUAAGUUCAUAAAUUCACAGUGGUCGAACCUAUUCGUCCUGCAGUUCAUGUUUACUCCCAUUUCCCCUCUGCAGAAAUAUGGUAGCAUGGUGGGGGCAUAGAAACCGUUCUGAACAGAGCUGGUACGCGUGUUUGGUGUUCUCUGAGAAGUGCCCGGUUGGUGUAUUAUCGUAUAUCGGCCGAUUUCUACUGCGCGUGCAUGUAAUGUUCGAUUCAAACGACAUGGAUCAGAUACCACGUCUAAGAAAAUAUAUGUAUUUAAAAUACAAUGUGUAUGGAUGGAUGGUGGUGCAGCAGUUAGCAUGUGUUAUGAACCCUUCGUCCUGAGUUCAAUUCCAGGCUGCAGCUAACAUCGGUGGUGGUCCUGAACCCCCGACCCACCUUCACCAUACCAACACGGUGGUAAAAACUAGCCAACUAAUGAAACACCGAUUCCUGAAUUCGAUAUACGCAUAGGGUCAUGCGUGUCAGAAUCAAUUACUUUUGAUUGGCAUGUGUUGUAUGUAAUGGGUUCUGAUGACCCCUGCAGGCCCUGUAGGCACUACACGCUGACCGCUCCACCACAAAUAGGAAUCCAUCCUCAAAUUAUGAACCUCGAAUCGUGACCCCAAAUCAGACAAUUCAUAAAAAUAAUGCUCGCAUUUAGAUUGCACUCAUAGAAUAAUGGAAUGUCUCGGAGCGCAGUUUGUUUAGCCUGGAGGACCCUCAAUUGGCAGCUUGCCUCUGGUGGAGAGGGGGGGGGUUUGAUGGAGGGUGACUUCUAAACACACGUCACUGUUCCAUGUUGCGUGCGCGUGGUGUCUGUGUGAAUGGCGCAGUGGUUGACGCACCAUGCUUGUAUUUUAUAUAUCUCAUCGGUCACACAGCUUUCUCGGUGUGCAUAUUCUCAGCAGUACAGGCAGUCCCCGGGCUACUGAAGGAUUAUAUUUCCGAGAACGGUCCGUAACCCGAAUUUUCCGUAUGUCAGAAACUGAAUAAAUUUCCCCCCAAAUAAAGAUAAAAUCCCAUAGCCGUAAA
Molecule: messenger RNA, 3430 nt
Organism: Petromyzon marinus (sea lamprey)
Lineage: Eukaryota; Metazoa; Chordata; Hyperoartia; Petromyzontiformes; Petromyzontidae
Gene: C38H22orf39
Product: chromosome 38 C22orf39 homolog
Source: RefSeq, a predicted model, not a curated record